AUGGGUGAACUGGAGACCGAAAGUGACGCACUGGAGCAUUUCGUCGCUUCAGGAAGAGCAGGACGACGUAACGCUCUCCCAGAAAUAGAGUUCCAGAUGGAAACGAAUGAUCCAGGUGCCGCAAAACUUGCCGAACGACUGUCAGACUUAUCAGCACAGUGUGACGAUAACGUUGACGCAAAUCAACGCGCUGAUCAACACGGUUAUUGA
This is a messenger RNA of Angiostrongylus costaricensis, 210 nucleotides long. NCBI's taxonomy places the organism in Eukaryota, Metazoa, Nematoda, Chromadorea, Rhabditida, Metastrongylidae. The record is from the annotation of a GenBank genome assembly.